AUGGAUGAAAUGGAAUUAACCUUAAAAAUUUGUCAAGGCUAUCGGCCUAAUAUAAAUGAAUUAAAAAUCCCUCAAUUAUUAAAAGAUUUAAUUAAAAAAUGCUGGGAUGCCGAGCCUGAAAAGAGACCAACUGCUGGGGAAGUGGAGGGAAUUAUUGAUGGUUGGAUUGAUUAUGAUAAUGGAUGUGUUAAAGAAGAUACUCAAUUCUAUCUUCGAUACCAAGAAAUAGAACAAGAAUACAACACUUUUUCCCAAAACACUCCUUACCAAAUCCAUCCUACUGCUACUCUAACUAGCAAAAUGAUAGAUACCAAACAGAUUACUAAAUUAUUAUCCAAGGAAGUAAUUGGUUCCUCAGAAAUCCCUAAUAUGGCUGAUUUAUUAGAUAAAUUUGCUAAUACUUCGGUAGCAGAUAAUAAUCAAAAUACCAAACAACUAACUGCUGAACAAGUUCUAAAUCAAGGCAAUGAAACAGAAUUAAGACAAGAAUUUCAAAAUUAUCAGCAACUUCAAAUCCAAAUAGAACAGCCUCCUAAAUAA
Entrophospora sp. SA101 is the source of this 540-nucleotide messenger RNA. Lineage: Eukaryota; Fungi; Glomeromycota; Glomeromycetes; Entrophosporales; Entrophosporaceae. The record is from the annotation of a GenBank genome assembly.